AUGCUACGCCCAAGUAUUCGCCUACCGGGGCUACGAGGCUCCGUAACCAAUAUCACAGCAUCCAGAACGGUGUAUGUGAUGAGCUACGAAAAACGAAAGAAAACGCCCGGCAAAGCGAAGAGUGACGACCUAAAGAAAUGGGCUGAAAAGGAUAAUGACCGUAUUGCCAGAAAGGAACACGAAGACUACGCAAGAAAGCUCAAGGAGUUGAAAGAGCUCUCUAAAAGUAUGGCAGCAUAUAUAAAGAGGAGAAGUGUUCGAGAAGAGGAGGUCGAAAAAUUGAAGAGCAUUCCACUACCUUCAGAGACCGAAGCAGCUGCAUUAACAGCUAAAUCAGCUGCUGGGCUUCCCUCAGGAGUGCCAUUCAAUCCUAAAAAUGCUUCACUUGCAACUUCUAUGGUGUCUCUCCCUGAAUCUAUUCAGGAGAAGUUGGGAUUAGCUGUAAAGUACUUGGUGUCGAGAGAGAAUCAAAAUUGGAGUCUCGUGCUUCAUCAGCUAAAUGACGAUGGAGGCUUGCAAGGCAUUCCAGAGAAGGAUGUGAGAAAAAUGGUCUAUGCGAUUCCUCGAAGCCAAUUGAGACAUGUUUUUCCCCAGAUAGAGAGUCUCCUAACUUCUUCUGGCAUCCAGUUGUCACCAAAGAUCGUCAACUGUUAUUUGAAAUCCAUGACCGUAGGGAACACGGUCAAUGAGGCAGAUUUGAAGACGGUAGAGAAGUAUACCGACCAGCUCAGACUGUUAAGUGAGCAGGGGAAGUUAUCCAGAGACACGUACGAGGUUUUAGUGGAAGCAUACGGCAAGGCAGGCAACGUUGAGAAGAUGAACGACAUUAUCAAAGAAAUGAAAACUUUCAAGCUCAGCCCAUCUCUGAAUGUGUAUUCCAACGUUUUGUCAACCGUGGUCUACAAGACCAGAGAUCAUAAACAAGCGGUGCAACUUUUCGAUCUGAUGAAGUUUUUGGCUGGAUCCAUGUCUCCAUCCACGAGGGAAUAUCAGGAUAUCAUUGUCUCAUAUGUGAAUAAUGAUGACAUCGAAAAAGCACUUGAUCUCUAUCAGGAAAUGAUUUUUGGGGGGAUUUCAUUAAGCCAGAAUAUUUUGGUGGCAUUGGCAAGGGGAUGUAUGUCUCGUGAGCCUCUUCGUGUUAAGGCCUGGGAUUUCAUUUUCGAAAUUUACAACUACAAAUGGGAACCAACCGUUCAGACACUAGAGUAUAUCCUUUAUUUGGCUGCCAAAGAUGGAGAUCUUGCCUUGGCUCGUGCAUUUUACCAACAAUUGAAUGUCUCUGAUGCCACAUCGCCCCGGUCCUUCUCAUUCCUCUUCCUAGCAUACACAAGAAGUACCAUUGGCGUCCCGGUGAAUGAGUAUCAACCGUUGGCAAUCACGGCACACGAGAAAGGCAGAAACUUCCGUCGCAACAUCUUGGACCUUGUUGACUUCUCGCCCAAGUUCGAAAAUGCUAAGCAAGCUGUUCCAUUUCUUCCUAAGGUUGCACUCACUGAGGAGAGAGAAGUGUUGGCCGAGCUGAGUGCUAUUAUGGCUCAUGCUCUCAUGGUGCAUCCUGGGUAUGUCAACAUCGAAAGUGUAAACACUUUUAUGAACAUCGCAGCCAAUAUGGGAUCACUUGAAGAGUUUAUCGAAAGAUACAACGAAUUCACAUUUUUGGAUAAAUCUGGUGUUAAUGAAACAAGAACCAUAAUCGAGCCCGAGAUAUUGGAAUCCCUCGAUACUUCGAUUAUGUCUCAACGUUCCUCAGCCACCAAGUCUCCAAUUCUCUCAGAAGUUCUCCAGCACCGAAAGAACUCAUACAAGGUUCCAAGAAAUACAAUAACCUACUUAAUUGCAUUGAAGGCUGCUGCAAAGCAUCAUGAUUACAGUUUUGCUCAAAGCAUUUGGAGUGAAAGAGGUACUUACAGAAAGUCCAACGAUUUCAAGUCUCUUCCCAGAGAUACCAAAGACAAGCUCGAUUUCAGCUUUGCCAGCGGCAUGGUGAAUUGUCUUACUGAUCUCAAGCUCUUGGACGACGCAUUGGCGAUUCUUGUCAGCACAGAGUACCAAUUCAAGUGGACAUGGAAAGAGUUGCGAAAAUUAUACACCGCCGCAGUGGAUGUGGGGCACACUAAUGUUACAAAAACAGUCAGAGGAGUGGUGAAGAGAGCGCAGGUGACGCAUGAAGGUAAAAUCAGGAAAAAGGAUUACAAACGAUACAUAAUGGAGAGAGGAUAUUGA
Messenger RNA from Sungouiella intermedia, 2223 nucleotides. NCBI's taxonomy places the organism in Eukaryota, Fungi, Ascomycota, Pichiomycetes, Serinales, Metschnikowiaceae. The record is from the annotation of a GenBank genome assembly.